Messenger RNA from Geodia barretti, 246 nucleotides. Lineage: Eukaryota; Metazoa; Porifera; Demospongiae; Tetractinellida; Geodiidae. The record is from the annotation of a GenBank genome assembly.
AUGGCGACGAAGGAGAGGCCGAAAUCUGCAUACGAAGGCGGGCGUCUUCCAAAGAACGAGAGUUGGGGGACGAUCGUGGAGACCAACAGAGGUCUAGGGCACCAGAAAGGGUCCAAGGAUGACGUGGAUGCAAUCGUGGAGCGACUCAGCACCGUUACGGCCAACCCCAAGGUCCCUGAUGCGCAGCGCACAGGUGCUCUCAAGCAGAGCGGGAUCAUGAACAGCUACGCGUGGAAAGGCUACUAA